AUGAGCGCGACGGACCCAUCGACCACGGUCGACCUGCGGCUGAUGCAGCAGCAGUCGGGAGCGCAAGGCUACGGCUUUGUGCCACAGCGGCUGUCGCCGCCUGGCUGGCCGAACCCAGGCGGCGAGGCGGGGAGGAGGGUUGCGCAGGCUGAGAGUCGGGCGCCGAGGGGCGCCGUGCGGCACGAGAUGCUCGUUCCCACGGGCCGCGCCGGCCGCAUCAUCGGCCCGGGCGGCGCCAUCUACCGCGAGAUGGUGGGCAUGACCGGCAGCGCCAUCGUGCUCUGCGACUACGAGCAGCCGCCGCCCGGCUACUGGUCUCACGACCAGAAGCUGGUUGUGCUGGUCGGACGCGAGGAGCAGGUGGUCCGCGCACGAGACCUCAUCAACGAAAAGGUCCACGGGGCCGCGCCAGGCGGCGGCGGCGGGGCCGGCGCGGUCUUCUCGCACGGCGAAACGGCCUCUCCCGAGGUCCGGGCGCAGGAGGUGCAGGGGAUCGAGGCGCGCGCCGCCAGGGUGCUGCAGAUGCGGCCCGGCUCGACGCGCGAGGACGUGUCGAUCGAGGAGGCUCGGCUGGCCGCCAUCAUCGGCAAGGGAGGCAUGGAGUACAAGCGCCUGGUCGCCACCUCGGGGUGCGAGAUCAUCAUCGACAGCAAGGGCUGGCUGCCGUCGACGCCCGUCGGCCGGCGAGCGCUCGACGCAGCCCUGCCCCCCACGACUGCGCGCCGCGGCGUCCCCGCCUCUGAGCCCUGUCGGCUGCGGCGCAGGCGCGUCAUCGUCAUGAUUGGCUUGCCGGAGCAGCUCGACCUCGCCAAGCGCGCAAUCAGCUCGCUGGUUGAGGCGGCGGCGCGCCUGUCCGCGCACGAGCAGACUCGCGGCGUGGGCGGCGGCGCCAGCAGGUUCGGGCCGGGCGAGGGCAACUGGGAGUGCCCAAAGUGCCUCAACGACAACUGGCCGCUGCGCCAGUUUUGCAACCGUUGCAAGGCGCCGCGGCCGCAGGGCGGCGCGAGCGGCCUCCACCCCCCGCAAGAGUACAGCGGCUGCGGUGGGCCGCAGUAUGGCGGCGCGUCGCACGCUGCUGCCGAGGCGCCCCCGGGGACGAACAUCGCGGCGAUGGUGGCGGCCAUGGCGCCCCAGGCCGUCGGCGCCGCCGGUGGCGGCUACAGCUGCGGCGGGGGCGGCGGCGGCGGCGGCUGCUACGGCGGCGGCUACGGCCUCAGCGGCGUCGGCGGCGUCGGCGUCGGCGUCGGCGGCUAUGGCGGCGGCCUCUCCGGCGAGCGGCUCUCCCGCGACCAUGGCUACCGACGCGUGGGCGACGUCAGCGCGCCGUGCGACGUCGAGACGGUCAACCAGCUCCUGGCGGACCGGCAGGCCGCCAAGCUGAGCCGCGACUUCAACGCGGCGGACCAGCUGCGCGAGCAGCUGCGGGGGUUGGGCAUCAACGUGCACGACAAGGAGAGGACGUGGAGCGUCGGCGGCAGCUUCAUGGUCGGCGACUGGAGCCGCUACAGCGCCGUCUCCAAAGCCGGCGGCAGCGUCGACGGCAGCAGCCCUCGCCCCUCUGGCGGCACCAGCGCCAUCGCCGCGAGCGGGCCGCUGCCGCCGGGCUGGACGUCGCACGACGACCCCUCUGGGCGGGCCUACUACCACAACGCCGCGACCGGCGAGUCAACCUACUCGCAUCCGGGAGAGGCGGCGGCCGCGCCGCGUGCGCCGGCGCCGGCCGCGCCCGCCGCGCCGCUCGCGGGCUUCGACAUUGUGGCCGCGGCGAGGGCAGCCAAGGAGAGGCUCGCGCAGCGGGCGGCGGAGGCCGCCGCCGCGUCCGCCUCGCCUGCGGCUGCGGCGGCACCCGCCGCGCAGGCGACGCUCAAACGCGCCCGCGACGAGCAGUAA
Molecule: messenger RNA, 1890 nt
Organism: Emiliania huxleyi CCMP1516
Lineage: Eukaryota; Haptophyta; Isochrysidales; Noelaerhabdaceae
Exons: 2
Coding region: 1-1890 (629 amino acids)
Biological process (GO): tRNA aminoacylation for protein translation; regulation of gene expression
Cellular component (GO): nucleus; cytoplasm
Molecular function (GO): aminoacyl-tRNA ligase activity; ATP binding; mRNA binding
Source: RefSeq, a predicted model, not a curated record